Molecule: messenger RNA, 914 nt
Organism: Chlamydomonas reinhardtii
Lineage: Eukaryota; Viridiplantae; Chlorophyta; Chlorophyceae; Chlamydomonadales; Chlamydomonadaceae
Exons: 1
Source: RefSeq, a predicted model, not a curated record
GUCGCAGUCAGCAGCACUCUUACGAUCCCUCAGCCACAACAAGCAUAGCGAUGGUGGCUACUGCCGCCGUGUAUGCGGCGGCCUCGUCACCAACUGCGCUGCCCGGCGGUGGCUGCACCCGCCGCGGCCGACUGCCCCUGCCGGGCCCCUGGCACUUGCCGGCCCCGCUGAUGCCCCCGCCCCUGGGCCGGAUGCCGCCACCACCACCACCACCGCCACCACCACCACCACCGCCACCACCACCACUGAAGCAGCGGCGCCACGACGUGAUGGGCGGCGGCGGCGGGGCUUGGGGCUGCUGUCGCCGGCCGGCGGUGGGGUCGGCGGGGGCGGCCUGCUGCAGCAGCAGUGGUCGUGCUACUGCCGCCAGCGGCGCCCUCGCCUCCGCGCGCGCCCCCGUGUCGCCAGCAGUGCCGCAGCGCCUGCAGCAGCAGGCUCCCCACCACCACCAGCACCAGCACCACCAGCACCUGCACCUGCACCUCCCCCACCCCCACCUCCGGCGCGACGUGUCGGCCCGCUUCCAGGUGUCGCCGCGGGAGGACGACCUGGCGGGCCUCACCGCGCGACUGCGGCGGGAGCAGCUGCGGCUCAGGCGGCAGCACCUGUUGCAGGAGGGGCAGGCAGAGCAGCUUGAGGAGCAGGAGCAGGAGGGGCAGGAGGAGGAGCAGGGGCCAGAGACGGGGCAGGCCCGCUCCGCAGCCGCGUCCCCAGGAGCAGCCGUCGGCGACAGCAGCAGCAGUAGCAGCAGCAGCACUGGCGGCCAGGCGCGGCCCCUGCAUCUGCCCAACCUGCCCGCCCGCUACCUCCACCGUCUCAACAGCAGCACUGGCAGUAGCAGCGGCAGUAGCAGCGGCAGCGGCAGCGGCAGUGGCCGGGCGGUGGUGGUGCUGCCGGGUUCGGCGAGCCCCCCU